This is a messenger RNA of Medioppia subpectinata, 555 nucleotides long. The record is from the annotation of a GenBank genome assembly. NCBI's taxonomy places the organism in Eukaryota, Metazoa, Arthropoda, Arachnida, Sarcoptiformes, Oppiidae.
GAAUACAACGGAUUGGACUGGGAUUGGGCUGAAGAGAAGGCCAAUGAAUUGGUGGCCAAUUGGACCAAAUCUGGUGAUGAAUCUGAUCUCAAGGAUCUAAUACACGGACCAUUGAAAUCGAGAACAGAUGGACAAAAAGAAGCGGUUGCGGACCGACCGUCGAGUAAUAUAAUGAACAAAAAGAGUGCCAACAAAGCAAACAAACCCGUAUUUGAAGGACCCGUUAAAAUGGACUCCGAGUCGGCGGUCGUUCCCGCAGAGGAUGGCGAACGCACUCGACUCGAAGCCAUCGAUUCUUCCUAUACUUAUGUCAUUGUAGACAAACCAUUUGGCGAAAGUGACGGCUCGGCGAAUAGAUUUGUCGCUACACUGGAACAGUUGGUUCGGGUCCCUAAGGGCACCUUCUCUAAUGUCAGGCCGGAUAAGGAUAACAGGGCUGAAGUCACCUUCAAAGUCAAUCCUAAUCGCAGAGAUUUAAAUGCAUCGCUGGUCGCCGCACAAAUCGAAUUAUUUUCUGUCAGACAUCACAUGAAUCUUAUGAUGUAUUUGAGAUGA